Molecule: messenger RNA, 2063 nt
Organism: Melanotaenia boesemani (Boeseman's rainbowfish)
Lineage: Eukaryota; Metazoa; Chordata; Actinopteri; Atheriniformes; Melanotaeniidae
Product: neuronal acetylcholine receptor subunit beta-2-like
Exons: 6
Coding region: 510-2009 (499 amino acids)
Biological process (GO): monoatomic ion transmembrane transport; regulation of membrane potential; chemical synaptic transmission
Cellular component (GO): postsynaptic membrane; neuron projection; synapse
Molecular function (GO): transmembrane signaling receptor activity; acetylcholine-gated monoatomic cation-selective channel activity
Source: RefSeq, a predicted model, not a curated record
CACCAAGUCGAUCAAGACGGUAGAGAGUGAAACUAACGACCGGCGGGGGAGCGCACUGGGCAGGCUGGGCAAUGUGAGGACCUGGGCGCUUAAAUCUUUCAUCUGAAGAAUGGCCGCUUUGGCGAUUACAGGAUUGGCGUAUCCCCAGUAGUCCCAAACAAAUUUCCAAGUAAAGUGUUGUUUGUACCGGUCAAGAAGAAUUAAGGCUUACUGAUCUCCGCUGCCGGUUUCUGCCGCGCACAGUCACAGCACCAGGACCAGCGGUGGAGUCGGUGCGCUCUAGCAGAAAGCGUCCAACCCCUUCAUCUCUCGGCUCAGUCAACAGUCUGUACUCCUCUCCAUGCCUCCAACCUUCAACUGUAGGCUCUCUUCUGCGGGGUCUCUUGCAAUGGAGCCGCUGUAAUUUAUCCCUUCUUUCCCCCCUGUUUUAAUUUCUACAAAAGAAAACGCACCAGUCGCUCCAUCUCUAAGUUUUCGUGUAUGUGUGUCGCACUGGAGAGGAGGGAGCAAUGGCAGUCCCGGUGAAAACAGCGCUGGCUCUCCUGGUUCUCACCGUGGCAACUGCCUUGUGUGCGGAGGUGGAAGAAAGGCUAGUGAGUCACCUGUUGUCAUCAGAGCGUUACAACAAGCUGAUCAGACCAGCUGUUAAUAACAGCCAGCAAGUCACUGUUUACAUCCAGGUGUCUCUGGCACAGCUGAUCAAUGUGAAUGAGAGGGAACAGAUCAUGACCACCAACUGUUGGCUCACACAGGGAUGGAAUGAUUACAGAUUAAUGUGGGAUCCAGAUGAAUAUGAGGGAAUAAAGAAAAUUCGACUUCCUUCACAACACAUCUGGCUGCCAGACAUCGUCCUCUAUAACAAUGCUGAUGGGACCUAUGAAGUCUCCUUCUACUCAAAUGCUGUAGUCUCCAACAAUGGUGAGGUAGCCUGGCUCCCACCAGCAAUCUACAAGUCAGCCUGCAAAAUAGAAGUCCGUGAUUUCCCCUUUGACCAACAGAACUGUACCCUCAAGUUUCGUUCUUGGACCUAUGAUCACACAGAGAUUGAUCUAAUCCUUCUCAGUGAUUAUGCCUCACGUGAUGACUUCAAACCCAGUGGUGAAUGGGAUAUUGUUUCAUUGCCUGGGCGCAAGAAUGAAGACCCCAAUGAUAUCAGAUACCUGGAUAUUACUUAUGACUUUAUUAUCAAGAGAAAGCCUCUGUUCUACACUAUCAACCUGAUAAUUCCCUGUAUUCUCAUCACAUCGCUGGCUAUUCUGGUGUUCUACCUCCCAUCAGACUGUGGUGAGAAGAUGACUCUAUGCAUUUCUGUUCUCCUGGCCCUGACUGUGUUUUUACUCCUUAUCUCAAAGAUAGUACCACCCACAUCUUUAGCAGUGCCUCUAAUUGGAAAGUACCUAAUGUUUACCAUGGUGCUGGUCACUUUCUCUAUUGUCACAAGUGUUUGUGUGCUCAACGUGCACCAUCGGUCUCCUAGUACACACACCAUGCCACCAUGGGUUAAACGUGUCUUCCUGUACCGGCUCCCUUCUUUCCUCUUCAUGAGACGACCUGGCAGUUCCAACAUUCGUGAAAGAUUCAGGAAAAAACACCAGAAGCAAAAGUAUUCGGACCAGAGGUUGUGUGGAGCAGAGGGUGGCACUGGGAGUCCAUCAGGAGUGGCAGAUUGCUCUUCGUCCUUCUAUGUCAAUGAAGAGUCAGCCAAACGGUACGGCUGGAGGAUCAGUGACAUGUCAGAGAACACAGAGUUUAGGAGGAGGAUGACUCUGAAGAGCAAUAUUAAUGUGGAGGAUGCGGUGGAUGGAGUGCGGUACAUUGCAGAGAAGAUGAAGAGUGAGGACGAUGAUGAGGGGAUCAUUGAAGACUGGAAAUAUGUGGCGAUGGUGAUUGAUCGUCUCUUUCUGUGGAUCUUUGUGUUUGUGUGUGUGGUUGGCACAAUGGGGCUCUUCAUGCAGCCAUUGUUCCAGAGUUACAACACCCCCAUUGUUGAUGACACGGAGCAUGACUGAAACCUGAAUCCUGAACAUUGGCUAUGACUUGACUCAAAAAUAAACUUUUAUCCC